This is a messenger RNA of Neoarius graeffei (lesser salmon catfish), 2857 nucleotides long. RefSeq lists its product as uncharacterized. The coding region runs from base 1119 to 2621 and encodes 500 amino acids. NCBI's taxonomy places the organism in Eukaryota, Metazoa, Chordata, Actinopteri, Siluriformes, Ariidae. The transcript is spliced from 5 exons. The record is from RefSeq and is a predicted model, not a curated record.
UACUAAUUACUAGAUUAUUAAAGUGUUAUAGUCACCUGAGCUGCCAGUAAAACCUUGACUAACCAAGUGAGGUUCACAAGUCUCACAUAAGUAACAGUGAUUUAUUGGAUACAUUAACUUUUCUUUGAAAUAACACUGCAGUCGAUCAAAAUUUAAAGCUUUACAACAUGCAAUUUCUUACAUGUCUAACAGAGUUGUUUACAUUUUUGCACAUUCGUUACCUCUGUUCUCCAGUCCUUGUGUGUCCGGCUGAAAACAGAGAAUAAUACAUUUAACAUAUUUAAUACUUGCAUGCAAUUUUAUUAGGCAUACCUGGGUAAAAUCAAUGCAGUAUAUGACAAAUCCUGCUAUAAAUCCCCCUUUCAUGUGGAUUAAAAUGUUAAUAUUUUAUUGAAUCUGUUUGAGAGGUGAUACUUCAGUGUCAAAACUAUAAGUAAAUUACACAUAUAUUUACAUGUACUGUGUACCGGAGGUGGGCUGAUUAUUGACACGGCCGAUUACCAGAUCUGAUAUUAACCAUUUAUCUGACUAUCUGCAUCAGUUAAAUCAUUUAGAUAAAUUAAUUAAAAAAUGUGGUGCUUUGGCUCUGAUGCUUCAUACAAUCUGUAAGGUAAAUAAAAACUACAGUAAUCAGAUAAAUGUAGUGGAGUAAAAAAUAAAAUAUUUGUCUCCAAAAUGUAGUGGAGUGGAAAUAUUAAGUGGCAAGUUCAGUACCAACACAAUGUACUUAUAUCCAAUCAAUGAUUGGAUAUAAGUACAUUUACUCAAGUGACAAUAAACAAAUAAUAAAAUGUAAAUUUCCUUACCUUUCUUCUGUAUCUUUUGCAAAUAUUUUGUUGGCUCUUCACUCUUCUCCUCCAGCGUGAGUUGUGCCUCUGUGCCAUUUUCAAAUGAAAAUCAAACGAGUUGCAUUUGGCGCGAACAAGUUGUGAACUUUUAACCCAGUAGAUGAUGCAGCCCUAACGUCAACAUUUCAUUGGGAGAGAGCGCCAUCAGUCACAAAUGCUGCAUCAUGAUUGGUCAAUUGACAUCGGUCUGACUGACGUAAAGUCUUACGUUAUGGUUGGAGUGCGGGAAGGAGAGCUGGAGGAAGAACCGUUACGGGACGUAAAAGAAGAAUGGAUGGCCCAGCAGGAAAUGCCAAAAAAGAGAUGCCCAAAAGAGUGCGAUACCCACCGAAGAAGUUGCGUUUUUAUGAACCAGACCCUGGCUCACCCAAAGAUGACUCCGAUGGACUUUUUGUAUUUUUGACCUUUGAAGAUGGAUACACGGCAAAGAUAUUUAAUGUCUGUGAUAUACUAAGCAAAGAUGAUAAACCCACUGCCUGCCUUAGAGAUCUGAAGCCAGGGGAAGAAGUACUUGCAAGAUGGUCCAACAGCAAGUUCUACCGCACCACAGUGGACUUCGUUGGAACAGAUAACAAGACAGUGGAUGCCAAGAAGGCCACAAAGAAAGACAUGAAAAAAAGAGAUGCAGCUGCUCAAAGAUUCUACAACCUUCCAUCACUACCUCAAGCAGGUCAGUCCACCUCUGUACAGGAUCAUCCAAAUACUGUGGACCACAAUGUCAUCCAGCCUCCAACUACCUGGCCAGUGUACCAACCUCAACCUAUCGAGUCAUCUUUACCUAUCCAGCCACAGCACCAGCCUGUAACUGCCUGGCCACAGUACCAGGUUCCAGUUUCCCAGUCAUCACCACACACGCAUCCAUGUUACCAGCAUCCACCUAUCCAGCCACUCCACCAGUAUGCACCCACUCUGUCUCCAGUCACACAUUGUUCCAACCUUUCGCAGUAUCCAAAGCAUCACCAACCUCACACGGCACUGCCCACAUCUUCAGACCUGUCACAACAACCUGUUUUGGUGGAUUUGGAUCACCGAAGACAGCCACCAGCUCCUACUGUAACACCCAAAGAAAGCUUUCUCAAAAUGUUGUACAGUCCUAAUAAAAACCAAAAACCUGCUGUUCUUGGGGACCAGAGCCAGCCUAGUACGUCUGAACAUGAGACUUCUUCAAGCUCAUCAUCUGCAGAUACUUUAAUCAUCGAGCGUGAUCCACUUCCAGAAUAUGGAGAGCCAGUUUUCAGUUUGCCUGAAUCAAGAGAAGACAGAUCAUGGAAGCCAUGCAGGGCAUGCAAGCCAGAGGUGGAAAAAUUAGUGGAGGAGAAGGCCAAACUGCAGGAUGUGCUGUGCGGUAUAAGUGGUGAGCACCUCGAGGCAUUAAAAAGCUUUCUGAACAAAGUGGAACAGAUCCAACCUCAGGCUGGUGUUGGGGCUCCAGAACACAGAUCUGGGAAGCAAGAGCUGUAUCCAGAAAGUGGCCUAUUCGUGUCUUCUACCCGCCUGGCUGCAAUACAUGCAGAAGCAAAGAAGGACUGCCUCCGAUUGUUCCAUCUUCUUUUUGAUGAGUUCUUUACUGCAGCAGAGUGCCGAAAUGCUGUGGCCUUUGGGAAGCACGGGAAGGUGCCAGAUGGGAAGACAGUCCUGGAUAAGUUCAAGGUCAAUGGGAUUCUAACUUACAUCAUGCGCUGUAGUACCCUGGAUGGAUGGACACCUGUGGAGAAAAGUAAGGUCAAAAAAGCCUUCAUAAACAAAUGCCGCAUCAGGGCCACAACACUGUAAAGUAUUGGAUGUGGCACACUGAGACAUUUGUUGAAAUGACCAUGUUCAAAAAAAGCCCCUGUAUACAAAUGCUGCAUGAGGGCCUUAAGACUCUAAAGUUGUUAAAUGUUGUGCAAUGUGCACUGUUGUAAAGUUGUGCUGAUACUGCUUAAAACACUGGAGACCUUGUUACUGUUUUAAAAACAUAGGUUUACUGAAAAGGGACACAUUUAUUGUUCAGGUUUUAUAAUGACAAU